AUGGGGAUCAUGAAAUGGAUGCAGAGCAGGCUCCAUGGGAAGACAGAGAACAGAACCUUUGACGGCGCGGCCGCCGUCAGUUCAUCUCGCGGUGCUGGAGUCCACGAGAAGCCACAAAUCAAUUAUGAAUCAGAGAAGCAUCUGAGCGCCGAUCAAUGGCCUCAGGCCGGCCUCCUCUCCAUUGGCACGCUCGGCAACGGCGAGCAUCCACCGCCGCAGGAGGAGGACCUGCCGGAGUUCACCGUGGAGGAGGUGAAGAAGCUCCAGGACGCCCUUGCGAGGCUCCUGCGACGGGCCAAGUCCAAGUCCAGCGCCCGCGGCUCCGGCGCCGGCGAGGACAGACCGCCGUUGGACAGGUUCCUCAACUGCCCGUCCUGCCUGGAGGUGGACAGGAGGGUUCAGACGCCGAAGCACGGAGACGGCGAUGGCCAGACUGGCGACCUCUCACCGGACACGAAGAUCAUACUGACCAGGGCCAGGGACCUGCUCGACAACAGCAGUGCCAGCGGCAGCAUCAAGCAGAAGUCAUUCAAAUUCCUGCUCGAGAAGAUGUUUGUCUGCAAUGGUGGCUUCUCCGCGCCGCCUCGGAGCUUGAAGGACCCAAUAGAAUCAAGAAUGGAGAAGUUCUUCCGGACGAUGCUUGGUAAGAAGAUGAAUGCUAGGUCGGACAAUGGCACGGCAUCGUCGAGGAAGAAUUACUUCUUGGAGGACGGAACCAAGGGGAAGAGGCAAGGUGGUCGUCGUUGUGGCCGCGAAGAGGAGAGGGAAGGGAGCUGCAGGUGGGACAGAACAGACUCUGAAUUCAUUGUUUUGGAGAUUUGAAGCGACAUGAACCAGGACUAUGGUGAAAGACAUGUACACGUGAGACCAAUGGCAAUGGGGUGAAGAAUAUGAACAAGUCAUCGGUGACAGUCGAUCAGGGUCCUGGGAAAAAAGCACCCCCCCCCCCCUGCAAGCAAAGACCUUGAGCUGCUUGCAUUCCUGCAAUGGGGGAAAUUAUCAAAUCUCAAAACUCUUUUUUUUUUGAGAUAACAAUCUCCUUUUUUUUUGUCCUAAUGUGGAUAUGUAAAUUCAUUUUGCGCCGCAUAUAGUUGGGCUGGAAGGAUUUUGAAUCAGCUUUUAUAUGGUACAUUGAUGUUUCAUGAGGCCUAGCUCAUGGUACAUAGAUUUUGAGUACAUGUAAUGUGUUAUGAUC
Panicum virgatum (switchgrass) is the source of this 1195-nucleotide messenger RNA. Its product is annotated as protein NEGATIVE GRAVITROPIC RESPONSE OF ROOTS-like. Gene Ontology annotation, biological process: gravitropism; regulation of growth. The record is from RefSeq and is a predicted model, not a curated record. The transcript is spliced from 5 exons. The coding region runs from base 1 to 822 and encodes 273 amino acids. Lineage: Eukaryota; Viridiplantae; Streptophyta; Magnoliopsida; Poales; Poaceae.